Molecule: messenger RNA, 1860 nt
Organism: Populus nigra (black poplar)
Lineage: Eukaryota; Viridiplantae; Streptophyta; Magnoliopsida; Malpighiales; Salicaceae
Product: vacuolar cation/proton exchanger 3-like
Exons: 11
Coding region: 83-1444 (453 amino acids)
Biological process (GO): intracellular calcium ion homeostasis; calcium ion transmembrane transport
Cellular component (GO): plant-type vacuole membrane
Molecular function (GO): calcium:proton antiporter activity
Source: RefSeq, a predicted model, not a curated record
UUAAAGCUACCAGGGAUCACUUGGAUUUCCUUCACGUAGAAGGUUAAUUGUGGGGUGGUAGCUACACAAUUACCAUAAUAACAUGGACCAGUACUACUACUCACGGGCUGAUCGGGUCUCACCAGACUUGGAAAAUGAAGAUGUUAGUUACAAGGUAGGUUUUAGCAUCAAUAAUAAGGAGGUCUGUGUCAAUGGGAAGACACCACAGAAUAUAUCAUCUUCCAUUUUGCGCAAUAAAUCUGAUCCAAUGCUUGUUUCGUCAAGUGCUCGGUUUCAAAUGCUUUGGCAUUUCCUGACCAAUCUUCAAGAAGUGAUUCUUGGAACUAAGCUGGCUGUUCUCUUCCCAGCCAUUCCUCUAGCAAUUGCUGCUGACUAUUACAAGUUUGGAAGACCAUGGAUAUUUGCUUUGAGCUUGCUUGGACUCACCCCACUAGCAGAACGUGUCAGCUUCCUCACCGAACAAAUUGCGUACUUCACCGGUCCAACAGUUGGAGGUCUCCUUAAUGCAACAUGUGGCAAUGCAACAGAGUUGAUAAUAGCGUUGUUUGCUCUCUACCAGAACAAAAUACAUGUCUUAAAGUAUUCUCUUUUGGGUUCCAUUCUGUCAAAUCUCCUUCUAGUUCUUGGGACUUCUCUCCUAUGUGGAGGCUUGGCCAACCUAAAAAGGGAACAAAGAUAUGAUAGAAAGCAGGCUGACGUGAACUCCCUACUUUUAUUACUGGGGUUGUUGUGCCACAUGUUGCCACUGAUGUUCAGAUAUGCGAUAGGGGAAGGAACCGCCACCGCCUGCUCUACUCUUCAGUUGUCCAGAGUGAGCAGCAUUGUUAUGCUUAUAGCAUAUGUUGCUUAUAUCUUCUUCCAGCUGAAAACUCACAGGCAACUGUUUGAUGCUCAAGAGGAAGAAGGUGAUGACGAGGAAGAAAAGGCGGUGAUAGGAUUUUGGAGUGCAUUUACUUGGUUGGCUGGCAUGACAAUUAUCAUAGCUUUGUUAUCUGAGUAUGUUGUGGGCACAAUUGAGGCUGCAUCAGAUUCUUGGGGCAUUUCUGUCAGUUUUAUCAGCAUAAUUUUGCUGCCUAUAGUGGGGAAUGCUGCAGAACAUGCUGGAUCGAUCAUAUUUGCUUUCAAGAACAAGUUGGACAUAUCUUUAGGUGUUGCUUUAGGUUCUGCCUCUCAAAUUUCAAUGUUUGUGGUCCCUUUAUGUGUUGUUGUUGCUUGGAUGAUGCACAUCCGUAUGGACCUUGAUUUCAGUCUCCUCGAAACUGGUUCUCUUGCUUUCACAAUAAUUAUCACGGCCUUCACUUUACAGGAUGGAACUUCACACUACAUGAAAGGAAUGCUUCUUUUCCUGUGCUACAUUGUUAUUGCUGCAUGCUUUUUUGUUCAUAAAAUUCCUCAGAAUCAAAUCUCGGAAGGCAAACCAUUUACUGGACUAUUUUCAGCAUAGCUGCAUUUGCGUGUGGGGCUUGAUCCCCACAAAGAUUGGUCCACGGAUCAAUUCCGUGCAUUGGCAUUCUGGUAAUAGAGGAUGGUAUGGUAAAUGAGAGCCUUUAAGAGAGUUGUGAGGCCAUCAAAAGUUGAGACUGGCAUUUUUCGUAUUUACAAAGGAGCUCUAGAGAAGAAACACAACUACUCAUAGAACAAGUUUCUGUAUCGCUACGUGUUUAUGUCUUCCCAAUAAUAUUUCGGUAAUGAAUUGAAGUACAAAAGCAGUAGUGCAGAAAUGCAUAUAGUUUUUUCCCUGUAGAUGUUAGUUUGCAUGUAUUUGAUUAAAUUCACUGUACUAUGUUGUUUAUGAGAAUAAUCUGUCUUCACUUCUUGCAAUGCAAUAAUCGAAUUAAUAAAGAUAGACUUUCGAUAUCA